Messenger RNA from Acanthoscelides obtectus, 4362 nucleotides. NCBI's taxonomy places the organism in Eukaryota, Metazoa, Arthropoda, Insecta, Coleoptera, Chrysomelidae. The record is from the annotation of a GenBank genome assembly.
GUCAAUUUGUCAUUUACCGUUAUCAUAUUGUCAUUAACAGCUGAUGUUUGGAAUGAAUUUUGGAAUCCAAAUGUGAUAUUUCUGAUAAUAUUGCUAAAGAUUUGAAGCUUCCUGAAAUAUUGCAGGCGUAUAAAGCUCCAACAUGUCGGAACUACUAAAAGUAGGCAGAAGGGUCGAAGUCUCAGGCAAGGGGGUACAAGGUAUAAUAGCUUACAUAGGAAAAACCAACUUUGCCCAAGGAAGCUGGAUAGGUAUUAUCCUAGAUGAACCCAAAGGAAAGAAUAAUGGUACAGUUGGUGGACAUGAGUAUUUUAAGUGUGAUGAGAACUAUGGAACAUUUGUCAAAGAACAACAUGUUGUACCACUGGAUGAUAAUGGAAAGCCUAUUGAAAAAGCAGCCAAGGAACCACCACCAUCUAAGAUAGCAAGAAGUAGACAGUCUAUGCCUGGAACGAAACCAAAGCCCACAACUAUCAGGAGAAAAACCUCACCACAAAAAAGACCUCCUUCUCUUUCUGCCUCAAGCUCCAGGAUGUCAUUGGCAAGCAGUCGUCAAUCUUUAGUUGGAAGUAGGCAGUCUUUGUCAGGCAGCCGGCAGUCUCUGAGUGGUAGUAGGAGUCAUCUUGCAUCGCCAUCAAUUGAAAAACUAAAUGUAGAACAACCUGAAGCAGCUCCAUCAGUUUUAAAAAGAGCUUCUUUUGUAGAGACUGGCUUUGUGGAGACAUUGAAGCCACAGUUCACCCCUGGUCAGUCUCUUACUACCCCUACACCCAUUACUUCAGUUGAGGAAAAGAUUUCCAAUUUGCAAUUGCAACAAGAAUUGGAGAAUAGAAGUCAGCAGAUCAAAGAUCUUUCAGAAAAGUUGGAAACACUCAAACUGAAGAGACAAGACGACAAAGAAAAACUCAAGGAUUAUGACAAGUUGAAGAUACAGUUGGAGCAACUAAUUGAGUUCAAAUCAAAGAUAAUGAGUACUCAGGCCAGCCUCCAAAGAGAUAUUCAGAAGGCAAAACAGGAAGCAAAGGAGGCCAUUGAAGCCAAAGAGGCUCAUGCAGAAGAGGUUGCAGAUUUAGCAGAGGCUGUAGAAAUGGCAACUUUGGACAGAGAGAUGGCUGAAGAAAAAGCAGAAUCGCUACAAUUAGAACUGGAAAUGUGCAAGGAAAAGUUGGAAGAGGUGACACUAGAUUUGGAAAUUUUGAAAGCUGAAAUGCAGGAAAAAGGCGGCACCUCAGCGUCUGGCGAAGGUCAAGUAUCGGCUUAUGAAAUGAAGCAACUUCAACAACAAAAUGCGCGAUUGAGAGAAACGCUUGUAAGACUCAGAGAUCUCUCUGCCCAUGAUAAACACGAGUAUCAGAAAUUGCUGAAAGAUGUUGAUCAGAAGAAAUCUGAGAUUACAGAGCUUGGAAAGACAAAAGAAAAACUCAGUGCUAGGGUGGAAGAAAUGGAACAGCAGAUUGCUGACUUACAAGAACAGGUAGAUGCUGCUUUAGGUGCAGAAGAAAUGGUGGUUAUAUUAGGUGAGCAAAAACUCACUCUGGAAGAAAAAGUAGCACAACUACAGGAUGAGGUAGCUGAAUUAGAAGCAUUACAAGAUAUGAAUGACCAGUUAGUGGAAAGUAAUGCUGAACUUGAGGCCGAUUUACGUGAAGAGCUCGAUAUGGCUCACGCGGCUACGCGAGAGGCGCUCAGAGAUAGAGACGCGGCAUUGGAAACCAUUGCUGAUCGUGAGCAGACAAUCAGCAAAUUCAGGAAUCUAGUGCAUCAGCUACAAGAACAAUCUUUAGAAUUGCAGAAGAGAUUAGAAAAGGAAACUAGCCGUCCUGUAUCUGCACUUCCUGAAAUUGCAGACUUCAAGAAAAUGUUUGCUGAAACUAAAGCGCACACCAAAGCUGUGGAUCUUGAGUUGAGAAGGGUUGAAGCUCAACAACUCCAACACCAUAUCAAAUAUCUUACAGCGUUUAUGCCCGAAUCAUUUAUGACAAGAGGAGGUGACCACGAUGCUAUACUCACCCUGUUACUUAUUCCACGGCUGAUUCAUAAAACUGAAAUACUAUUGGGGCAAAUCAAGGACAAAUUUGCACAAAUUUCAAAGGUGGAUAGAGCAACAAUCUUGAAAGGACAUUCAUUUGAACAAUAUGCUUUCAGAUGUAGGAUGUCUUACUACAUCUACACUCUUGAGGCAAUCUUGCACCAAUAUAAUUUCUCAUUGAACACCUGCAAACCAGAGACGCUUCUGAAAGUUGGCUCGAAUUAUCCAGAGAUGGCAGCACAGGAGAAAAUCAUCGAUGGAUUUGUAGAGCUAUUAAAACGUGAUCAGUUAGAUGAGAAUGUGCCUACUGACUCUUUGGAAAAGUGUGUUGGUUAUUUUAAUAAUCUAUUUCCAGUACUUUUUGGUACAGAAUGCAAACUGAAUCAGACACAACUGCUUAGUGAUUAUGUUAAAGGUCUAUUAUCUGUAGUUGACGGAUUUAACCUCGAAGCUACUGCUAUUAGGUGCCUAAUUGAGACAGCAAAUGUAGGAGACAUUGGCCUUUUGGCGCAACAUGUCAUGACUACAGCAGAACAACUGCACCCACAGUUGAAGUCGAUCAAAAGAAAAUUGCCGCCUGAUGUGAAUGCAUCAAACUUAGGCUUCAAUAGGGAAAUAUUCGAAAACAUGUACCAGUGCUACCAACAGUCUGGAAAGAUUGUUAAAACUCUGCAUGACAUCGUUAAAGGAACUGUACAGUCUUUGACCACAGAUGGAGAUGUAGAAAAAGGCAUAAGUCAAGACAAAAUCAAAGAUAUCGCAAUCAAUUCUAGUGAUAAAAUAUACGAACAAGAUGAUCUAGGCCCAGUGCAAAGUAUUAAGAAUUCUCUGACGCUUAUUGUUAGUCAAAUUUCGGAUGUAGCCAAGUACCUGCAAGACAACGAAUAUGAAAUAAGUAUGGCUAAUAAGAAAGAAGAAAAGCCUGUACCACCAAUCAAUGUGCGUGCUGAUACAGUGAAGAAGGAACUAGAACAGACAAAGACCCUUACCAGCAAACUGGAAAACAAAGAAUCUGAUAUCAAGGAACUACGUAAGGUACUGAAGGAGAAACAAGAGCAACUUUCAGAGAUGACAAUCAGGAAAGAGCUGGCAGAAAAGAAACUAGGAAAUGUUAACAAGGAUUAUGAAUUGACUAUAGAGAAACUGCAAAGAAAAUUGGAAGAAGCACAUAAUAACUAUAAAAAGAAAGAGAAGGAAUUUGAGGAGACAUUGGAUCAUUUACAAACUGAUAUCGAUUCUUUGGAGAACGAGAAAGGCGAGAUGAAAGAGAAAUUGAAAUUGUUGUCUAAGAAAGCGCAGAUUGAAGUUUCUCUACCUAAGAGCAUUUCAGGGUCCCAGUUAUCAUCUCUACAAUCAAUUGGACCGACUUUGCCGGCUGUUGUCAAAGAUUCGCCAUUGCUAAUGCAAGAGAUUGAUAAUUUGAAAAGACUGUUCCACCAAGAAAGGAAUGAGAGGAUUAAACUCCAAAAUCAGAAAGUUAAGGAGCAACUGGAUACUUUAACGCCUUUACCAUCUUUCAAAAAUGAUAGAGAUGAAGUUCUUGAAAACUUGUUCAAAGAAGGUGCUACUUUGAAAAAGGAAAUACUGUCGGCAUUAACGAAAUCAUCCUUCCCGCCAAUGUACAAAGUCAAGCCUGGAAACGGUGCUGAGGCUUGGAGACGUCACUUCUUAGAAGAAAGAGAUAGGAUAUUGAGUUUGAAGCUGAAGGCAGUACAGUUUCAAGCUAAAGUAGCCGCCGAAACUAUUAAGAGGAAGCGUGGUGGAAAAAUUGAGGCUGACUUCACCAUAUUUCCCACUAAGGAAAUGGCAAAAGCGCUGACUGAAACUAAAUCAGUGAAGGUUGGAUAUCUAAAGAUUCCAAAGUCUUGCUUGCCAACUAAUGAAAAACCUAGGAUUGUCAACCUAGAGCUGGACUUUGAAAAUCUACAGAAGAUCUUGAAAACGCUUUUACAAUAAUUAGCACAGGUGCAUUUUUCAUUGAAUUGCACAGAAUAAAAGAAUAUACUUAACUAUUAAGAUUUAUAUAUUGUUUUUUUUAUUAAAUUAUUAAGAAUUGUAGAUUGUAAAGAUUGGUCAUAAUUCUGAAAAACUUGGAUUUUAUCGUUUUUCCUGUUUAUAUUUUGCUUUUUAUGUACUGGGUAUCCAGGAUAAAAUUUCCCUUUUUAAAGGCUAAUAAAAAAUUGUCUUGAAGUUUUAAAAUUAAUUUAUUGAAGCAAAAAUACACAAUAUAGACGGAUUUCAUGUUUUAAAAAUUAUAUUGUCGUGGUGCGUUCCAUUUCGGUCGAAGCACUCUUGCAUUGCCGUCUUCAUUAAUUAAAAACUGCUAAACAUAA